AUGGUAUCCUCAUCUCUCCUCCUUCUAUCCUUCCUUUCAACGACAUUCGCAGCAAACGAUAAAUCUCAAUGGGAACAAGGAACCAUAACCAUCCCCUCUUCGACAGUAAUCUCCAUCGGAUUGGGUUUCCUGGCAUUUUCGCUCUUCAUCUUAUUAUUCCUACUUUCAUUCAGGGUUAAUCGAAUACGCAAACUAGCCAGGAGGCAGAACAAGUCUUUCAAGAGAUGUUGGAAAGACGAAGGUGGACUGUGGAGUUUCUUCACCAGUUUCGGCGAGGGGGAUGGCCAUGCAGCUUCAAGUGCGUUGAUUGGUGCGACGGGUAGGGGGCUAGAUUAUAAUCGACAACUGUAUAGGAUAUAUAGAGAGCUGGAAGGUGAUAGUGAUAAUACCAAGGCGAAGGAGAUACCGAAAAUGUGGGAUUGUAAGUGGAACGAGAAGGUGGACGAGGACCAGGAUUUGGGAGAUGAUAAGAUACAGCCUCUCUCAGUGACCCCCUCUUCUUCACCCCCAUCAGAUACAUCUAAGACUUACCCACCAUUGCCCACACUAGACAUGUGUGUUCUAAUAACAUUCCCAAGCGAAUCAACAAAUCAGGAAGAUUUAGAUCUACCACAAUUGAUAAUAGGUACCACCACUUUGUUACCCACCAUCACAAUACCAGAUAAGGUGGAACCGCAAUCGGAUUUUGGUCUAUCAAACAGUAUCGUCAGGAGUAGUGAGAAAGAAGCGCUGCAAGCGGGACAGAUCACGAAGAAAUUGGUGAUUGAACAUAUAGAGUAUUCACGUAUGAGGGCAGAAUGGAAGAAAGAUGAUAGUGAGGGUGUAUGGUAUAUCGAUGGAUUGAGAUCGGAAUGA
Kwoniella botswanensis is the source of this 855-nucleotide messenger RNA. RefSeq lists its product as uncharacterized. The record is from RefSeq and is a predicted model, not a curated record. The transcript is spliced from 2 exons. NCBI's taxonomy places the organism in Eukaryota, Fungi, Basidiomycota, Tremellomycetes, Tremellales, Cryptococcaceae. The coding region runs from base 1 to 855 and encodes 284 amino acids.